Molecule: messenger RNA, 543 nt
Organism: Laccaria bicolor S238N-H82
Lineage: Eukaryota; Fungi; Basidiomycota; Agaricomycetes; Agaricales; Hydnangiaceae
Exons: 3
Coding region: 20-487 (155 amino acids)
Biological process (GO): mitochondrial electron transport, cytochrome c to oxygen
Cellular component (GO): mitochondrial envelope
Source: RefSeq, a predicted model, not a curated record
AUUUUAUUCAACGCACGCCAUGUUCAAAAGCGCUGUACGUGCAGCCCGUCCCGCCGUCCUGGCCGCUCGGGCGUCACUCAACCCGUCGUCUUCUGCUCUUCGCGCUUUCUCUACAAGUGUCCGUGUUUCUUCCGGACCCCCUCCUCCCCAGCUUUACGGUACGGGAGGAAAGGCUGGUGAAGUCCCCACAGAUUUGGAACAGGCCACCGGUCUCGAGCGUCUGCAGCUUCUUGGAGAGUUGGAGGGCAUUGAUGUCUUCGACGAUAGUCCGUUAGACUCUAGCCGUAUCGGCACAAAAGCCGACCCCAUUCUCGUUCCUUCUUACGACGUCGAACGCAUGGUUGGUUGCUCCGGGUCCCCGGCUGACUCGCAUGAUGUUCUUUGGUUCAUGUUACGCAAGGAAAAGAUUGCUCGCUGCACAGAGUGCGGUUCAGUAUACAAGCUCGAUUUCCACGGCGAAGAGCAUGCCGAUGCUCACCACCACUAGGCUACUAUUUGUUGUGCCAUAGAUUUGCAAAGCAAGCAAAAAGUAUCUUUUGUCGA